Molecule: messenger RNA, 960 nt
Organism: Protobothrops mucrosquamatus (brown spotted pit viper)
Lineage: Eukaryota; Metazoa; Chordata; Lepidosauria; Squamata; Viperidae
Gene: MC2R
Product: melanocortin 2 receptor
Exons: 1
Coding region: 1-960 (319 amino acids)
Biological process (GO): G protein-coupled receptor signaling pathway
Cellular component (GO): membrane
Molecular function (GO): corticotropin receptor activity
Source: RefSeq, a predicted model, not a curated record
AUGAAGACCAACACGGCUUCUGAAAUAAUAAGACUUCUGGAGGAGAGAAGUAUUCAUGUCUUUGAAAAUCACAGUGAGCCAUCACUGAACAUCUCCGACUGCAUGACAAUUGUUGUGCCAGAGGAAGUCUUCUUCACCAUUGCUACAGUAGGAAUCCUGGAGAACCUGCUGGUGCUCAUUGCAGUAGGGAGGAAUAAGAAUCUGCAUUCCCCCAUGUACAUUUUCAUUUGCAGCUUAGCUGUUUCAGACAUGUUAGGAAGUUUGUCCAAGACUCUGGAGAAUAUCUUCUAUAUCAUAUUUUGCAAAAUGAGAUACCUUCCAUGUCGUGGAAAGAUGGCAACAACUCUGGAUGAUAUUAUAGAUUUCAUGUUUAUUUUAUCUUUACUGGGAUCGAUUUUCAGCCUUUCAGCCAUUGCCGCUGACAGAUAUAUAACGAUAUUCUAUGCACUGCGUUACCAUAACAUCAUGACUCAAAGGCGGGCUUUGCUGAUUUUGCUGGUGAUUUGGGCUUUCUGUGCAGGGAGUGGCAUAGCAAUGGUGAUUUUCUCCCAUGAGACUGCAACUAUUGUAUCUUUCUCAGCUCUGUUUUAUUUCAUGCUCAUUUUUAUCCUCUGCCUUUACAUCCAUAUGUUUCUGCUUGCCCGUUCCCAUGCCAUAAAGAUUGCCUUGAUGCCUGCAAGUUCUGUCCACCAGAGAGCUAGCAUGAAAGGAGCCAUUACGUUAACAGUGUUACUUGGUGUUUUUCUCUGCUGCUGGGCUCCCUUUGUUCUUCACAUGCUUCUGAUACGGUUUUGCCCCGAAAACCCUUACUGUGUUUGCUAUUUGUCCAUCUUCCAUGUCAAUGGUAUGUUAAUCAUGUUCAAUGCUGUCAUUGAUCCCAUGAUUUAUGCAUUUCGAAGUCCAGAACUGAGAAGUACUUUUAAAAGAUUGUUCUGCUGCUGGCAGCCAAGCUGGACUUAG